This is a messenger RNA of Puccinia graminis f. sp. tritici CRL 75-36-700-3, 2181 nucleotides long. RefSeq lists its product as uncharacterized. Gene Ontology annotation, biological process: N-glycan processing to lysosome; carbohydrate phosphorylation. Bases 1 to 2181 code for a protein of 726 amino acids. The transcript has 7 exons. Gene Ontology annotation, cellular component: Golgi apparatus. Gene Ontology annotation, molecular function: calcium ion binding; UDP-N-acetylglucosamine-lysosomal-enzyme N-acetylglucosaminephosphotransferase activity. The record is from RefSeq and is a predicted model, not a curated record. Lineage: Eukaryota; Fungi; Basidiomycota; Pucciniomycetes; Pucciniales; Pucciniaceae.
AUGAGUAGUAAAACAAGAAGCAACCAGACAAACAUGAUAAUAGCACUCUCCAAGCUCAGAAACACCCUCAAACUCAAACAACCCAACCACUCAGCCACUCGCUCAAUCCUCAACCUACUCAUCAUCACCAUCCUACUCCUGCUCUGGCUGAUUCAUCACCACCAACCAGGACCAGCUGGACAGCCAGAGCACUCACUCCUCCAAGGAGGAGAUCAUCAUCAUCAUCAAACCAGCACACUAGUAGUAGACCGGCCCAUCAUCCAGAUCCCAUCCUCCAUCCAGCCCACCUCCGCCCAGGAAGCCCUCUCCAGCAGAGCUGCCGAAGCCUGGCUGUCCCGGGGAAUCAUCCUCUCCGGCUCCGAGCCACUCACCCCCACCCGGCCGAUCGAUCUCCUCUGGACCUGGGCCAACGACUCAGCCCCCAUCCCCAUCGAGCAGCCUGCCCGGAUCCCAUCCGCAUACCUCUACCGCCAGCACGACGAGCUCCGCUUCAGCCUCCGCUCAAGCCUCCAAAGUCUCCCCGAGGGCUUCGUCAGAUCCCGUCUCAUCAUCACUGCCGAUCAGCCAAUUAGCCCGCCAUCGACCGAGAACUCCACCCCUCAAAUUACUCACUCCCGUCCCAACUGGCUCCCGACACUGCCCAUCGAGCACCUUAGCCCUCCCCUCAUACUCAAACACCACUCCCAUAUCUUCCGCUUCAUCCACCCUCACAAACUCCUUCAGGCCGCUCAAUGGUCCAAAAACUAUCUCCCCUCCCACAACAGUUUGGCCAUCGAAAGCCAGUUCGGUCAUCUGGACGGGAUCCGAGAUAAUCUGCUCUACCUCAAUGACGACUGCUUCUUCAUCAACAAAUUCAGCCAAGGUGACUUCGCCAGCGAGUUGUUUGGCCCGGUCUUCCGGAUCCAAUUCGAUCUCAAAGUGGCAGACGAUCAGCUGGACCGUUCGGGCACCGAUCCGGCGCGCGGAGAAUGGCCCUCAUUAGGAUACAGUAAUUAUCUGUUGAGUCAACGCUUCGGGAGCCGCGAGCGAAGAUACUUGAGUCAUCUCCCUAAGGUCCUCAACAUCCACAUCAUGCGCGAAGUGUCGGAGAUCUGGAAGGAAGAGAUCUUCCUGACGGCGUCGUCGAGAGUGCGGGGGCAGAGAAGAGAGCUCAACAUGAUGUUCCUCACCACCUGGUAUCAGAUCGAGAAGCAUAGAGAAGCCAUGUUGCACUCGUUUAUCAUGCUGCAGUCGGACGCGAACCAGGACGGGCUGAUCUCGGUUCACGAAUGGGGAGCGAUGAUGAAGCGGAUUGGGGCGAGGGAAGAGGGGGGAAUGAUCGAGGUCACGAAGCCGUUACGGCCGCGGAGGGGUGUUGUCGAGGACGGGCUGGGUGACUCCAAGCCGCGGGAGACGGACUACGAGUGGCUAUCGAGCGACGGCUAUCCGCUGGUGGGGCCCGAUGAUCCGGCCGCGGUGCCGGACUACCGCCAUCGGGCGCCCGCGGGGCCGAAGACGUUCUGUCGGCUGAACGUGACCGACUGCUUUCUCCGCCCCGUCGUCGACCCGACCGGACACCUCCCCGCGGUAUCAUCGGAGAGCCUGCUUCGUCGGAUCGCCAGCGAGCGGCCCGAGUGCGGCGAUUGUCUGCUUGCACUGCUCGUCGGCCAACAGCCCGCUGGCUUCGACGCCCUCCUGCCCCCUAAAUCCUUCCGCACUACACUCGCAAAGUGGGUCGAGCCUAAGGCCCUCGCCGGAAGACCCUUCGCUAGCUUCCACAAACGCGCCCCACACACCUCCUUCUUCUCUUCCCCUUUCCCCCGCGCCUCCCGCUUCGCGAGACGCGCCUUCCUCAUCGACGACCCCCGGAUGUGGGCAGUCAGAAACAUCCAACGAUACCAAUACGUCCUUGGCAAUACGCCGAGUCGAUUCGACGUCUUGACGACCUACUCAACCAGUCGAAAAGUGCUUGCAAACCUGAGCAGCAAGUUCAACAAGAUCAACAACACGUCUGUCCUUCAGGCCCCCGAGCCAUCAUCAUCAUCAUUGAGAGCGACAAAUGAAGCGCCUGCUGCUCAGCGCGCCUUGUUGGUCACCAUCAACGACCGCAUCUUCGGCCCCCACCUCGCCCAGGUACACGAUCUCUUCACCGCCUGGCUUCAUGCCUCUUGGCCCACUCCCGCACCCUGGGAAAAAAACUGA